AUGCACGAGGUCACCGUUGAUGCCAGCGCCGACGCGGCGCUGGCCAGGAUGGGCUACAAGAGCGAGUUGCCUCGUAAUCUGAGCAUGAUGAGCAUUCUCGGACUUUCCUUCGCCAUCAUGGCCGCUCCCUUCGGUCUCAGCACCACCAUGUACAUUACCCUGACAGACGGCCAAUCCGUCACCAUCAUCUGGGGCUGGGUUCUGGUCACCUUGAUCUCGAUCGCGAUCGCCGCCUCGCUGGCCGAAAUCUGCGCCGUCUACCCGACCGCCGGCGGCGUGUACUACUGGAGCGCCAUGCUGUCGACCAAGGAAUGGGCCCCGAUGAUGUCCUUCAUUGACGGAUGGUUGACGCUCGUGGGGAACUGGACCGUCACGCUCAGUAUCACCUUCUCGACUGGACAGCUGAUCCUGAGCGCGAUUUCGCUGUGGAAUGAGGAUUUCGUCGCCAAUGCAUGGCAGACCAUCCUGAUGUUCUGGGCGGUGGUGCUUGUCUGUGCGGUCGUCAAUAUCUUCUUCUCAAAGUACUUGGACUUGAUCAACAAAGUGUGUAUCUUUUGGACGGCGGCUAGUGUGCUCAUCAUCUUGAUCGUCCUGUUGACUAUGGCGGAUAAUCGGAGGGAUGCGGCGUUUGUUUUUGGGCAUUACGAUGCGUCGGAUAGUGGUUGGCCUUCUGGAUGGGCUUUCUUCGUCGGGUUGCUGCAGGCAGCUUACACCUUGACGGGGUACGGCAUGGUCGCUGCCAUGUGUGAAGAAGUGCAGAAUCCUCAUCGCGAGGUCCCCAAGGCCAUCGUCCUGUCGGUUGUCGCCGCUGGUAUCACCGGUCUUAUCUACCUGAUCCCCAUCCUCUUCGUUCUGCCAACCGUGAAGGACCUCCUCAGCGUUGCUAGCGGCCAACCCAUCGGCCUCAUCUUCAAGACAGCGACUGGCUCGGCUGGUGGCGGAUUCGGAUUGCUGUUCCUCAUCCUCGGCAUCGCGAUGUUCGCCGGCAUCGGCUCCCUGACGGCUGCCAGUCGGUGCACCUACGCAUUCGCCCGUGACGGGGCCAUCCCCGGAUUCCGCAUCUGGCGCAAGGUCAACAAGCGCCUCGAUGUGCCCGUCUAUGCGAUCUUGCUCUCUGCAGCGGUCGACUGCCUUCUGGGCUUGAUCUACUUCGGCUCGACCGCGGCCUUCAACUCGUUCACCGGGGUCGCUACGAUCUGCCUGUCGACUUCGUACGGUCUCCCCAUCCUCAUUUCCAUGGUCCGUGGGCGCCGCGACCUCAAGAACUCUACCUUCUCGCUCGGAAAAUUCGGGUAUGCGAUUAACGCGGUCACCGUGUGCUGGAUCGUCCUCGCCGUAGCCCUUUUCUGCAUGCCCGUCUUUCUGCCGGUGACUGCCAGCUCGAUGAACUACGCCAGCGUUGUGUUCGCGGGGUUUGCGGCAAUCAGUAUCAUCUGGUACAUUGUCUAUGCGCGCAAGCAUUUUACCGGACCGCCUGCGUCGGCCGAAGAACGCCGUCGAAGCGGAGGACCGUAUUCAAAGCUGGAGCAACCACCCUUGAUUCUCGCGCGAUAUCUCCAGGAGAAGUCACCGCCGGAAUUGGCCCAUCGCAAGUUCCCUGUUAGCUCUCAUGAAGGACCCGCUCGGUUCGAGGCUUCGGAUCUCACCAUGUCGGACUCUGUGGACCGAGUCUUCGUCCAUGCCCUCAAUACCGUCAAACGCAUCCCGCGGACGGGCACCGCGAGACCGCCUGCCUCGGAGAGAUUGAAGCUUUACGGCUUGUACAAGCAGAGCAUGGAGGGCGAUGUGGAGGGCGUCAUGGACCGACCGGUUGGGAAUACCGCGGACGUCUACGCGGAGUGUGAGAAAUGGGACGCAUGGUACGCGCAGCGCGGGCUCUCCCGCACUGAGGCCAAACGGCGCUACAUCUCCACCCUCAUCGACACAAUGCACCGCUACGCUUCGCAGACCCCCGAGGCGCGCGAGCUCGUCGCGGAGCUCGAGUUCGUCUGGGACCAGAUCAAGUCUAAUACCUCGUCCUCUUCGUCGUCGAGUCCUGUGCAGAAUGUUGGCGUGCCGCGGCUACCCCAGCCGAACUAUGCGAGCAUCGGAGGGCGUUUGGCCCGUCCCAACUACGAGGAUAGGAUUGCUAUGGCGCGGGAUGAUCACAGUCAUGGGCGUAAUCAUGGAGAUUCCAGGUUACGCGUCCUCAGUCCGGUGAGUCAGCCUGAUGGGCUGUAUCAGCGGCGCGGGAAUAUGGACGUUGCGGAUGAGGAGGAGGCACAAGUAUUAGAAGAUGAGGAUGAAGAGGACGAGGAGGAGGAAGAGUACGAAGAGGCUCAAGAUACCCUUUAUGAGGAUGAUGACGACAACGACAACAACCAAAGCCAGCAGAACAGCCAGAGGUUCGACGAUGAUCACGACGAAGCGCAGUCACGAGGGCGAACGAGAGGACUACAACCAGCACCAGCAGCAGGAGACAAGAAACACCGCGUUGUAAGCUCCGGCGAGCGCGACCGCCGAUGGCGACGGAGGGUCGAGCAGGCCUUGACCAAGAUGACUGCCGAGAUCGCCGCUGUCCGCGAGCAGAUGGAGGCGCGGGCCCUGGCAAACCGUCGCCGGUCUGCGCUCUGGACCUGGCUGAAGUGGAUUGUCUGGGUGACCUUCCGGCAAAUCAUCUUCGACCUUGCGAUCUUGGGUAUGGUCCUGAUCUGGAUGAGGAUCAAGGGCGACCGACGACUUGAGGAGAAGCUCAAGGUCGGGUGGUCUGAGGUGAAGACUCGGCUGGCCAAACUCAAGUCCCUGAGACGAUUUCCCCGACUAGAUAUCUUCUGA
Messenger RNA from Aspergillus thermomutatus, 2814 nucleotides. Its product is annotated as putative GABA permease. Gene Ontology annotation, molecular function: fatty-acyl-CoA binding; transmembrane transporter activity. Bases 1 to 2814 code for a protein of 937 amino acids. Gene Ontology annotation, cellular component: membrane. Gene Ontology annotation, biological process: transmembrane transport. The record is from RefSeq and is a predicted model, not a curated record. NCBI's taxonomy places the organism in Eukaryota, Fungi, Ascomycota, Eurotiomycetes, Eurotiales, Aspergillaceae. The transcript is spliced from 7 exons.